AUGAGGCUCACGAACCGGCCCUCAGUGCCGUCCCUUAGAGGAGGUGGUUCUGAGACCUACUGGAGGCAGCGGCAGAUGCGGUCCCUUAGAGGAGGUGGUUCUGAGACCUACUGGAGGCAGCGGCAGAUGCCGUCCCUUAGAGGUGGUGGUUCUGAGACCUACUGGAGGCAGCGGCAGACAUUUGGCCACAACGAGUGUCCGGACCCUGGCGUCCCUCUGAACGCCAGACGGUUCGGGGACAGCUUCCAGCUGGGUAGCUCUGUCUCUGUGGUCUGUGAGGAGGGUUUCAUCAAGACCCAGGGCACUGACACUAUCACCUGCCAGCUGGAGGGGGGCAAGGUCAUGUGGAGCGGACCCAUCCCUAAAUGUGAAGCCCCAUGUGGAGGCCACUACUCUGCUCCGUCCGGAGUGAUCCUGUCCCCAGGGUGGCCUGGAUACUAUAAGGACUCCCUCAGCUGUGAGUGGGUCAUCGAGGCGACGCCCGGACGCUCUGUCAAGAUCAGUUUUGACAGGUUCCAGACGGAGCUCAGCUAUGACUUCCUGGAGUUGCAUGAUGGUCCCAACCUGCUCUCGCCUCUGAUUGGCUCGUUCAACGGGACCCAGGUCCCACAGUUCCUGUUCAGCAGUAGUAACUUCAUCUACCUCCUCUUCACCACCGACAACAGCAGAUCCAACAGCGGCUUCAAGAUCUUCUACGAGAUCGUGACAUUGGACACAUCGUCAUGCAUGGACCCUGGGAUCCCGGUGAACGGUGUGCGGUAUGGCCAUGACCUGGCCAUCGGGUCCACGGUGUCGUUCCAGUGUGACCAGGGAUACCGGCUCAGUCACGAGGAACCGCUGGUCUGUGGGAAGAACCACUGGUGGAGCCAUCCUCUGCCCACAUGUGACGGUAUGUUAGCCUCUAUAACAGGGGGAUUUACAAUCUGA
This is a messenger RNA of Oncorhynchus masou masou (cherry salmon), 927 nucleotides long. Its product is annotated as CUB and sushi domain-containing protein 3-like. Lineage: Eukaryota; Metazoa; Chordata; Actinopteri; Salmoniformes; Salmonidae. The record is from RefSeq and is a predicted model, not a curated record. The coding region runs from base 1 to 927 and encodes 308 amino acids. The transcript is spliced from 8 exons.